Molecule: messenger RNA, 5998 nt
Organism: Osmerus eperlanus (European smelt)
Lineage: Eukaryota; Metazoa; Chordata; Actinopteri; Osmeriformes; Osmeridae
Gene: cers1
Product: ceramide synthase 1
Exons: 7
Coding region: 1088-2221 (377 amino acids)
Biological process (GO): ceramide biosynthetic process
Cellular component (GO): membrane
Molecular function (GO): sphingosine N-acyltransferase activity
Source: RefSeq, a predicted model, not a curated record
UGUUGAAGAUAGCGGGCCAUAAUUACGUCACGCCGCCGCUGCCUUUUCUUCGUUAGGCGCAAAGUUGAAAUUUGACAAGGCAUUCUGAGACGGUGCGCGAAACACUAGAGGGAAAAAAACGACAUACGCUUACUAUCUUUAAAGAACUGUUAGCGAAUAGCCUUCACGUGCCGUAAGGAGUCAUGUUCUACAUUGAUUCCCAUUGAAGCAGCGUGAAUUUUUUCAGACAGUCUUGUCAAAACGCUGCCUGGCACGUUGGCCAGCACAACGACAGCCGCGCAACGAGAGGAAGCAGAUAAUUUAUGAUACAUUCUUGAUUUUUGUCGGUGUUACGGUCUAUUUUUAAUAUAUAUAAGUAUUCCAGUGUGGCUCGUUUGGUAUUCGCUAUAGAUCUGGUAUUCUAAAUAAUGAAAUGACGAGGAUAUGUUAUAUAAGGCGAAUAGCGGAGAUGAAACCAUACAGAAUUUAACGUCAGAAAGAAACGCAUACUUGCCUACUGUUCUUUAUGGCACUUGUCAAUUUAUAAUUUGAAUAGGGCGGAAGCUAUACAUAUAAUUUUGACUAAUGUUGUGAUACGAUAGUAAUUUUUGAGAUCACAUUUAUAAUUUAAACCUGCGUGGUUGAUAGCUGGACGUCUACAUGCUGAUCGACCCGGUAUUUUGUACAUUUGAUUUAGCUAGGCGGCUAAUAAUCUUGCUAGCACUGAUGAUGAGAUAGCUUAGCUAUCCAUCGGCUUUGUGAAGGGGAAUUAACCAAAUCUAAGUCAAUUUUCAUGGACCAGAUUAAUUGCAAUACCGCAUUUGUUAUUGGCCAUUAGAUCAAUACGUUUUGCAGUUCAGCAGAGAUAUUUGGUUUGAUUUUUGAAGGCCUUACUCUCAGUAAUAAAGCUGUCUUGUACAGUAUGCGACAUGGGCCCGUGUCUUAAAUUAGAAAAUAAAGAAUUAGGCUACUUGAGAGGUUAAGCCGCUUACAGUUUUUCUAGCGUUUUUAGGCUAGCCAGCUUGCUCUGUAGCUUCGCGUAAGGAGAAUACGCGGUCUCUGUCCUAAUUGGGAUCAGUUUUCCAGCCGUUCUCCGUUCUCCCCCACAAUGGAUAGUCGUACCGGGGAUGACAGCAUGAGCGACGGGGCCGUAGAAGUGGAGCCCAUGCCUGGCUAUGUGGACUUCAUCACGAAAGCUUCUACCGUUAUGUACGGUGCGUUUAGAGACUGUAACACGUGCGGACUGGAGCUCUCCAAAAAUACACUCCUGGAUAACGCAUAUAUUACGUGGACCGAAAUUGGCCUGUUCUUCUUAUGCGCCGUUAUGUGGACGCAGAUUCGACGGGGACUGACAGAAUGUCUGUUCAAGCCUUUCGGAGAGCGGUGCAGCCUGCAGCCCAGAGAUACAGCCAAGAUGCCAGAGAGUGCGUGGAAGCUGGUCUUCUACUCCAUGUCCUGGUCCUACAGCACCUACCUGCUGUUCUUCUCAGACUACACCUUCUUCCACAACCCCCCCUCUGUCUUCUACGACUGGAAGAGUGGCAUGACGGUGCCGGUGGACAUCGCCAUCGCCUACCUGAUCCAGGGCAGUUUCUAUGGACACUCCAUCUACGCCACGGUCUACAUGGACGCCUGGAGGAAAGACUCCACCGUCAUGGUGGUUCACCACGUCAUCACCCUGGCCCUCAUCACCUUCUCAUACGCCUUCAGAUACCACAACGUGGGGGUGCUGGUCCUGUUCCUCCACGACAUCAACGACAUCCAGCUGGAGUUCACCAAGCUGAACGUGUACUUCAAGACGCGGGGGGGAGGGUACUACCUGGUGCACGACAUCCUGUCCAACAUGGGCUCUGUCAGCUUCAGCAUCACCUGGUUCUGGUUCCGGCUCUACUGGUUCCCCCUCAAGGUUCUCUACGCCACCUGCGUCCACAGUCUACAGUCCGUGCCCAACAUUCCCUUCUACUUCUUCUUCAACUGUCUCCUCCUCUCCCUGCUGCUGAUGAACGUGUACUGGUUCCUGUACAUCGUGCUGUUCGUGGUGAAGGUGCUGACAGGCCAGAUGACGGAGGUGAACGACGUGAGGGAGUACGAGGACGAGGAGAGCGCCCAGCGAGCAGCUGCCAUCGCGGCCAGGGCCUCCGCCCUGCUCAACGGGGCGCCCGAGGAUGACGAUGCUGGACAUCGCAUCUCUGCCCAGGGGAAACACGUGCAGAAUGGGGUCACCAAGGAGAAGCAUCUAUAACGACCUCCCAGCUGCCCCCUACUGGCGCCUCACCAUGAACGCAGCAACACCGGUUUCACUAGCUUGUUCCACACUCGGUUCCAGGUGACAAGGGGGCCGUACCAGGGCCACAAACAAGCUGACGCAAACAAGCUAACACAAACAAGCUAACACAUCACCAUGGUGACGUGUUUGUCACCUUGUUUUCAUUCUCAUCCUCGGUCGGUUCGUGUGUUUUUUUAAACGUUUUUAUUUGGUUCGAGUUCAGCACUGUGAAUGUUCUUUUUAGGCGACCUAGGUCUAGUAUCAACAUUAACGUUUCACAGGAAAACAGUUUGUCCGCGCCAACGUCCUAGGGUAGGCUUGUAAGACGUGUCACCACCAUAACAGCCCUCUCACGGACUGACAAACACAGACAGACAGACACACACAGACAGACACACAGACAGACAGACAGACAGACACACACACAUACAUACAUACAUACAUACAUACAUACAUACAUACAUACAUACAUACAUACAGACAGACACACACACACACACACACACAGACAGACACACACACACACACACACACACACACACACACACACACACACACACACACAGACAGACAGACACACAUACAUACACACACACAGACAGACACAGACAAACAUUGAUUCUGUAGACAUACAGGGCCAGACCACGAUAGGAAACUUGAACAUGCUGGAAUAGAACGUGUUUGUAGUCACUUGCCACUGUCUCCAUAGGGACCAGGGACCUGAACUGGAUUCAGGAACCUCUGUCCUCUACAGCCUAAUAUGGGCGCUGUUUCCUCCCUUGCGCUCUAGAUCGUGCGACCUAAAGAGUAGGACUCUGAUCAGGAAGUGACGUAUAAUUACCCUUAACGUCCACCGGGGGGGGCGUGAGGGGGCACAGGAAUGUGCAGGGGAAUGGUCUCGUUUUCACAACAUGGAUUGACUUUCAUAUCAUUGCAAAGAUCGAUAGCAAUCUCACUUGACAUCCCUCCUUCCAUCCUUCAUUCCUUCCUUCCUUCCAUCCCUUCCUCCAGCCUAGCCGGCCUGACCUGCGUCUUGUUGACAGCCUCGUCGAUGUAGGGGGUUGAUGCGUUUUGUAAAUGUGAAGGACUGUGGUGUUAAGGGAAACGUUUCGCUUUUCUUUUUGGUCCUCUCACCUUUGUUUUUACUUUUUUUUAUUAGAUUUAUUAUUAUCUUUGCUGUUGAUACGUAGGCAUUGGAAAAAUUUGCUCGCAUUCCUGUAUGGAAAAUAACGCUGUCACAAUAUCUGUUUGUAUAGCAUCUGUUGUUGCACUGAUAUGAUAGCAGACAAGCUGACUGCUGGUUUAAUGACAGCAUAUAGCUGAAAUUGAUUGACUGGGUUGUCUAUCAUCCUUAUUGAUUAUGUUGAAAAACACAUGGAAUUGACUGAAAACCAAUAUGGGGGUUUUAAGGUUUAGUGAUCAUGUGAGAAAAUGGCCCUUAAGUUGUGUAAAGAUAAAAAUCCAAUAAGGUUAAAAGAAAACAUAUAUAUGCACAUAAUGGUAUUCAGGAAUGCAUGACAUUGGAAUGGUUUUGGACUUAUGCUAUGAAGCCGUCUUAAAAACACAAAAGAAGAAAACAAAAAUUAUACUAUUAGCUACGUAAUCUUAACUUCUGUCAGCGUGCUGAACUCAUCUUCAAAGGGAACUACUCAUUCACACUGCUGCCACGCGCAAGUAUGCUCACACACACACACACACACACACACAGUCACACACAUGAAUACUCAUACACACAUGCCCUACACAUCUAAGUGUACACACACACACACUCAGUCCAUUCCUGACUGCCCAUCCUUCUCCUCACUGCAUUACAAUGUGCUCCUCAUGGAUGCGUGUGUGUGUGAGAGAGCGGCAGCACUCCAGUCAUUUUUUGCUGGUCAAAAGGGGUGCAGACCUUCCUUCUCGAUCAAAUUCAAGCUCUUGUGAUGAAGAACAGCAUGCUUGUGCUUGAACAGGCCACAGAUGUUGUCCACGCUCGCUCACUUGUCGCCCGCUCGGCGAUCGGGAGUCCUUGUUAGUCCGAGGACGUGCUUCCAACACUCUCCUGCUAACUGGCUAGCAACCACAAAGCCGGGGACGUAACUAGCUUCGAUUUUUCAUUAGACAUUAUUGUUGUUGUUAUUAUUAUUGAUAUUAUCAUCAUCAUCGUUUUUUUUUGUUUUUUUUUUUGGAAUUGCUGCUGUUUCUGAGAACACUGUUUGUAGACGGAUUAUGAUAUGUAUAUUCCUUCCCUCCGUGUGUGGGUGAAACCGGGGUCAGGCUGUUUCCAGAACAGUUGGGGCGCACUUGAUUUAGAUCAGACAGGACAAUAAAACCAACAAAUCCGUCUCUGAAGGGUAAAUCAAGCGCAUCCCAACUUGUUUCAGACGGCAGACCCAAGUGUGAUGUAAGUGGUUAGUAACCGUAUGUAAAGACACGGAAGACCGCAGAAGUAGAUCGAAGACCACACGGAUCGUAGCCUAACCCCUCCGAUGGGUCAGAAGAGCCCUGAUUUUUUAAUUCCCCAUUAUUACUUCUUUACACAUCUCAUCUGAAUAUUACUGAUUUCAUGUGGCAGGGGAUGGUGUCAGCUAUCCAGUAAUGUUCUAUCAGACAAUACAUCAAUAACCAACAGGAGGGUGUUUUGGAGUUUCCUGAUGUGGCUGUUUUGUCAAAACAUUUCACACACCCCAAGCUCUGCCCUAAGUGGAGUGAACUUUGACCUUUUCCUUGCUAAAAUGUGUGUUGUGGGAUCAUAUGCUGGUCAUGUUGUCAAAAAAACUUUGUCUUCAAUUGAGUCUUCCCUUCUGAAGAACAACUCCCCAACACAAGGUAGUUCUGAUGGAGGUUGUUGCGAUGCGUGUGGUCUCCAGGUUGCUAUGGUAGCGUCCAUGAAAGUGCGCGUGUGAGUUCUAUCCAUCUCUGCCCCGCUGUCUCCCAGUCUGUCUCUACGCAGACAACAUGCACAUUGGAAAUGUGAGGUGAAACUACUCACACCAAAUUAAACAGUUAAACUCCCGCUUGAGAAAUUAUGUUUUUUUUGUUGUUCUUGUUUGAACGGGGAAAAUAACACUGAAAUUGUGUAAUAAUAGUUAGUAGUUAUCGAGCUUUCUUGCGAUACAGAUUUGGCAGUUCUUUUCUUCAGCAUUGAAUACAAACGUACUUUAUGUCGACUUGAUGAGGUUUAAAAAAAAAAGGAAAAAAAGAAAGUGGAAACAUGCUGAGAGGAAGUACGACGCUAUGCAUUUCCUGUUUGGUAGUGUGUAUUUAAUGCUUUGAGAAUGUGCCAAAAUGUUGACCAAAUCACCAAGAAGUGUUCUGGAACCUACAUGGUGAUAGACUAGUGAGGGAGGGAGAGGUAGUAAUUAAGGGGCACGGGCCCUGCAGGUAUUUCUGACAAAUUGCACUGUAAUUUAUUACUAUUAUUUUUAUUGUUCUUGAGUAAAAACUAGGAAAUAAGGGAGAAUUUGGGAAAUGGGGAUUUUUAUGAAUUUCUGGAAGUGAAGAAUCAAAUUAAGUAUGACGUGAAUCUUUUUAAUUCGAAAGUUGUAUUUGAAGAAUCAUGUUUUGUUGGACCACUGACAUUGUUGUUAGGUCUACCAUUGCCCCACUGGUCUCACGAUAAGAGUUUCAAUCAGACCGCUUUCUAAACCGGACCACCAGAUAACCACAGGUACUUUGCCCUUUUUGUAAUACAAUUUUAGUAAUUUCAUUCAACCAGUGUUAUCAUGUUUUUUUUUCCCAUAAAAUAAAACAUGUAAAUUGCAAAAGAAA